Molecule: messenger RNA, 861 nt
Organism: Sinocyclocheilus rhinocerous
Lineage: Eukaryota; Metazoa; Chordata; Actinopteri; Cypriniformes; Cyprinidae
Product: dnaJ homolog subfamily C member 12-like
Exons: 6
Coding region: 101-655 (184 amino acids)
Cellular component (GO): cytoplasm
Source: RefSeq, a predicted model, not a curated record
GCAUUUCAUCUUUUGUAAAUAAUCAAUGUAAAAAUAUUUGAUAGACUAAUUGCAUGAACGUGUAUGUGACAGAAUAAGACGUUUUACACAUCUAAUAAUUAUGACAGCAGAACAGCCUGUUGCUUUAAUGUCAGGGACUGACAACAUCAUGCUGGUGACUGAACAGAUCGUCAAUGAGUUUAAAGUGAGAGCUCUGGCCUGCCAUCCCGACAAACACCCAGAGAACCCCAAAGCAGUGGAGGAGUUCCAGAAGUUACAGGAAGCUAAAGAGGUUCUCACAGAUGAGAAGAAAAGAAAGAAUUACGAUCUCUGGCUCAGAAGUCGAAUUGUAAUCCCGUUCAGCGAGUGGCGAGCGCUCAGUGACUCCGUUAAAACAUCAAUGCAUUGGGCUGCGAGGACCAAGAAAGAGCCAAUGCUUGAGGCUGCAAAAGAUCCAGAUCCAGUGAACGUGAAUGGAGAGAAACCGUCUGAAUCCUGCUUCGCUGGGCUGGUGAAGCUCCCUCAGGCCUUUUACAGAAGUUCAGGAACUAUGAAAUAUAAAUGCAUAUUUUCUGUCGUUCUAUAUUCUAUAUUCUUAUCCUAUUCUAUUCUUCCACAUAUAGAGGAAAGAAUCAGAACUGACCAUUCAUUUACUACGCGUCACCAUUAUGCAUAACGUUGACUUGGUCUGUUUUAAUUUGUUUUGUAGAAAGGUAAGAUAUGUUGAUAUUAAUGUUCAGCAGUGAUGCUUUCUAUGCCUUAAAUGUCCAAUCAGAAUGAUUUUUUGUUGAAAUAUGAGUUUCAAGCCUGCAGAUUGGCACAAUAAAUGAUUAUAAAGUUUAUUUUAAUGAAUAUAAUGUGUAAUAAAUAAUGCAUUUUUAU